This is a messenger RNA of Tricharina praecox, 399 nucleotides long. RefSeq lists its product as uncharacterized. The transcript has 5 exons. Lineage: Eukaryota; Fungi; Ascomycota; Pezizomycetes; Pezizales; Pyronemataceae. The record is from RefSeq and is a predicted model, not a curated record. Bases 1 to 399 code for a protein of 132 amino acids.
AUGAACCGAAUCCUCGUCCUUCACAGCGCAAAUGGCCGUAACGAGCGACAGCCACCAACUACCGGUACCGGUGCCGUAUCAUGUCGAACCAUCGCGGAAGUCCACAGUAACAUACCGGUACUGUACCCGCGUACGGAGCCGCCAACGGCGCAACGUCCGUCGGACGAUCUUCAGUGCCCCGGCGCGGCCCACGCCCCGCCCCAUCAGACUCUGGGGUCCAGCAUAGGUGUUCCGGGAACGCGGCAGUGCCGGCGGAAACUGUUUUCGGCCUCCGACCCGACGGCGACAGUGACAGCGACAUGUCUGAGUGCGAGUCCACUCCAGAUGGAGAUAUCGGUAGCUGUUGUUGUUGUCCGGUCGGAGGAUGCUGAAGACUCCAACAAUGAUGCGGCCCGCUGA